Messenger RNA from Cynara cardunculus var. scolymus (artichoke), 501 nucleotides. RefSeq lists its product as uncharacterized. The transcript is spliced from 3 exons. Bases 1 to 501 code for a protein of 166 amino acids. The record is from RefSeq and is a predicted model, not a curated record. NCBI's taxonomy places the organism in Eukaryota, Viridiplantae, Streptophyta, Magnoliopsida, Asterales, Asteraceae.
AUGGAUCAGAUGAUGAACUUUUGGUUUAGUGGUAAAGCUGGCAAAGAUAUGGAAAAUGUCACCAAGGAUAUCAAUAAUAUGCCAAAAAAGAUUGCAGGAGGAGCAAACAAGAUGGUUAAUUCUGUGACAGCAAAAAAACAAAAGCCACUGAGUGAAUUGUUGCAUGAGUUUGAAUUACCAGCGGGUAUCUUUCCUCGCGAAGCCAAACAUUACGAGUUUGACAACGAAACAAAAAAGCUAACAGUGACCUUACCGACAAUAUGUGAAGUUAGUUAUAGAGACUCAUCGGUUUUGAGGUUUUCGACGAGUGUGACAGGUCAUAUUGAGAAAGGAAAGAUAAGUGAGAUAGAAGGACUGAAAACAAGAAUAGUGAUCUGGGUAAAAGUUACUUGCAUUGUUUGUGAAGAAAUGAACUUGCAUUUCACAGCAGGGUUGGGGAAGACGAGGAGUAGAAAAGUGUAUGAGAUGGUUAGAGACGGAAUAACUGUAGAUAAGUUCUGA